Messenger RNA from Pygoscelis adeliae (Adelie penguin), 1194 nucleotides. It is a transcript of the gene GABRB1, whose product is annotated as gamma-aminobutyric acid (GABA) A receptor, beta 1. Gene Ontology annotation, biological process: nervous system process; monoatomic ion transmembrane transport; regulation of membrane potential. Gene Ontology annotation, molecular function: neurotransmitter receptor activity; extracellular ligand-gated monoatomic ion channel activity; GABA-A receptor activity. The record is from RefSeq and is a predicted model, not a curated record. NCBI's taxonomy places the organism in Eukaryota, Metazoa, Chordata, Aves, Sphenisciformes, Spheniscidae. Gene Ontology annotation, cellular component: membrane; neuron projection; synapse. Bases 10 to 1194 code for a protein of 394 amino acids. The transcript is spliced from 7 exons.
ACCCUGACCAUGUACUUCCAGCAGUCCUGGAGGGAUAAAAGGCUCUCUUAUUCUGGAAUACCUUUGAACCUAACUCUGGACAACAGAGUGGCUGACCAGCUCUGGGUGCCGGACACGUACUUCCAAAAUGACAAGAAGUCAUUUGUCCAUGGGGUGACAGUGAAAAACCGAAUGAUUCGACUCCAUCCAGAUGGGACAGUCCUAUAUGGCCUACGGAUCACAACAACAGCUGCUUGCAUGAUGGAUCUACGCAGAUAUCCUCUGGAUGAACAAAAUUGCACACUAGAAAUUGAAAGUUAUGGAUACACUACUGAUGAUAUUGAAUUUUACUGGAAUGGAGGAGAGUCGGCAGUAACGGGAGUUAAUAACAUCGAGCUCCCCCAAUUUUCUAUCGUUGAUUAUAAGAUGGUAUCAAAGAGAGUGGAAUUUACAACAGGAGCAUAUCCUCGACUAUCACUUAGCUUCCGGCUUAAAAGAAAUAUUGGAUACUUCAUUUUGCAAACCUAUAUGCCUUCCACGCUGAUCACAAUUCUGUCGUGGGUAUCUUUUUGGAUCAAUUAUGAUGCCUCUGCAGCCAGAGUUGCUCUAGGAAUCACAACUGUGCUGACCAUGACCACCAUCAGCACUCACCUCAGGGAGACCUUGCCAAAGAUUCCCUACGUCAAGGCAAUAGAUAUUUACCUGAUGGGAUGCUUUGUGUUUGUGUUCCUGGCCUUGCUGGAAUAUGCCUUUGUAAACUACAUAUUCUUUGGGAAAGGACCCCAACGUCAAAAAAAGGCAGCAGGCAGGGCAGGACAUGCUACAGGCGAGAAGAGCAGGCUGGAAACAAAUAGAGUCCAGGAAGAGGUUGAUCCCCAUGGAAACAUGCUUCUUAGCCCACUUGAAAUACGAAAUGAUGUCAGCAGCUCAGACGUGUUCACGAGCCACGGUGACCCCCGAGCCACCAUGUACACGUACGACAGUGCCAACCUGCAGUACAGAAGAGCCACUUCCAGCAGAGACCUCUACAGUAGGAGUGCUUUGGACAGGCACAGGCUUCAUAAAAAAGGACGCUUACGAAGAAGGGCAUCCCAGAUCAAAGUUAAAAUCCCUGAUUUGACUGAUGUUAACUCGAUAGACAAGUGGUCCAGAAUGGUCUUUCCCAUCACAUUUAUUCUUUUCAAUGUUGUUUACUGGCUGUAUUAUGUCCACUAA